UAUUCCAUUCUCACCACACACAAACAAUAGCUUGUGCUGGUCUGCUCAGCACUGUUUUCUUCAAAAAGAUACAUACUCAAUAAUAUUAAAAUUUCAUCAAUUAUGGCUUCUCUCCCCCGUGCCCCGCCUGGUCACUUCAAUAUUCUGUACUUUGCCAGUGCCAGCUCAUUUACCUCGAAGGGUUCCGAGUCACUGCCAGCGCCGCUUCCUCUUAGCAAGCUCUUCUCCGUUUUAGAAGAGCGCUACAGUGGGAUUAAGGCCAAAAUUCUCGAUUCAUGCCUCGUCACCGUCAACCUUAAUUACGUAGACAUGCCGUCAGAUCAGGACUCUGGUGAUGACGGCAACCAACUUAUCAUCUCGGAAGGUGACGAAGUCGCCAUCAUUCCACCGGUCAGCUCCGGAUAGCACUACGUCUCUAAUUUACAUUCGGCUUAAACGUUGCGGUGCUGCCAAUUUCGGCUUGCUGUGUUAGCUGCUUGGUCAACAUAGCAUCGCAGGCCUCGCUCGUUUGAUUUCCUUGUCACAAGAUGAUGAAUGAAGAAGUCUGAAAACUUCCCCCGUUUGGUUUUCUUCAGGCUUGGUGGGAUUUCCUAAAACUGCAAGGUCCAUGUUCUCGAGUAGUUAUGACCAUCGCUAUUGUCUGCUGGUACCAUCGCACGACAUUGAUGUACGGUGCGCGGGAGGCGUCAUGAUUGAUGAGCUACGGGUCAGGACUUUUUUCGAGUACCAUGGUUGGAUUUGAGCCAGUCAUGCCUGCAGCGUGCACUGUCUGGAGGGGACUACCCUGAUAUUAUGGCAGCCUCAGUAUGCCAUGAGUUCGAGAUCGUCACAAUCACGAGAGGUCCUAGGCCGUGGGCUAUCUAGAAUAUUGAUUAAAGGUCUACUUCUUACCCGA
This is a messenger RNA of Pyricularia oryzae 70-15, 895 nucleotides long. Its product is annotated as molybdopterin synthase sulfur carrier subunit. Bases 103 to 405 code for a protein of 100 amino acids. Gene Ontology annotation, biological process: Mo-molybdopterin cofactor biosynthetic process. Gene Ontology annotation, cellular component: cytosol. The record is from RefSeq and is a predicted model, not a curated record. Lineage: Eukaryota; Fungi; Ascomycota; Sordariomycetes; Magnaporthales; Pyriculariaceae. The transcript has 2 exons.